AUGGAUUCGACGAGUCCCCCAGCUGAACAAAAAAACCUGCCUCCGGUUAAAUCAUAUCAGCCUCCACUUCCCUAUCCAGCUCGAGCUAGACAAGAAAAAAAUGAAGUAGACUACCAGAAGUUUCUAGAACACAUAAAAGCUCUUCAGAUCAACAUGCCAUUCAUAGAAGUGGUUGCACAAAUGCCAAAAUAUGCAAAAUUCCUCAAAGAGCUGCUAACCAAUAGGAAAAAGAUGGAAGAAGUAAAGAAGUUGGUCCUAAACGAAAACUGCUCAGCUACUAUGUUGAACAAACUCCCUAAGAAGAAAGGUGAUCCGGGAAGCUUGGCAUUGCCCUGCCAAUUUGGAAACUUAGCUACCAUUUAUGCAUUGGCUGACUCGGGGGCAUGUGUAAACCUCAUGCCUUACUCAUUUUUCAAAAAGUUAGACCUUCCAGAGCCAAGGCCCAUUCGUAUGGCAAUUCACCUAGCAAACAAGACGGUUACAUUCCCUAGGGGAAUAUGUGAAGAUCUCUUGGUGAAAGUGGAUAAGUUCGUGUUCCCCGUGGACUUUAUAGUUUUACACAUGGAAGUGGAUCCCCAAGUUCCGAUCAUACUCAGAAGACCUUUUCUCAAUACAGCAAGUGCUAUCGUCGACAUGCGAGAUUCUAAACUUACCCUUCGGGUAGGAGACGAAUCAAUCACUUUUGGAGUUGAUCAAGCCAUGAAAUAUGCAAGGAGUAGUGAUGACACGGCAUUUUCGAUUGACAUGUUUGAAGAAUUAUUAGAAGAUUGGAAUGAAGAUGAGCCAAAUAAGUACACUGUCACAUUUGAAGAAGAAUUUGAUGCUGACGGGACCUGCUGGAAAUAG
This is a messenger RNA of Lactuca sativa (garden lettuce), 846 nucleotides long. RefSeq lists its product as uncharacterized. The record is from RefSeq and is a predicted model, not a curated record. NCBI's taxonomy places the organism in Eukaryota, Viridiplantae, Streptophyta, Magnoliopsida, Asterales, Asteraceae.